Messenger RNA from Pipistrellus nathusii (Nathusius's pipistrelle), 1491 nucleotides. NCBI's taxonomy places the organism in Eukaryota, Metazoa, Chordata, Mammalia, Chiroptera, Vespertilionidae. The record is from the annotation of a GenBank genome assembly.
AUGUUUGCCAAAGCAACAAAGAAUUUCCUCAGAGAAGUCGAUGAUGGCGGUGAUCUGAUCGCAGUAUUGAACCUGAAUGACUCUGACAAGUUACAGCUUCUAAGUCUGGUGACCAAAAAAAACAGGUUCUGGUGCUGGCAGAGACCCAAAUACCAGGCUUUGUCCGUCGCCCUGGGAGAUGUGUUUACCGAAGACCAGCAUCUGAGUCCAGUGGUGGUGGAGUCGGACUUCGUGAAAUACGAGGGCAAGUUUGCAAACCACGUGAGUGGGGCCAUCGAGACGGCCCUGGGGAAGCUCAAGCUGAACGUCGGGGGCAAAGGCCUGGUGGAGAGCGAGUCCUCGUUCGGGAGCGUGAAGAAGCAGGAGGUGGACCUGCAGCAGCUGCUCGGACAGGCCGAGGGCAGGAGGAUCAAUCUGAAGAGCCCUCUGCUGCAGCAGGUGCAGGAGCGGCGGAGCGAGGUCCUGUGCGUGCUGACGCAGAGGAUCGUGACCACGGAGAAGUGUGUGAUCUCUGAGCACGUGCAGGUGGAGGAGAAGUGCGGCGGCAUGGUGGGCAUCCAGACCAAGACGGUGCAGGUGUCAGCCAAGGAGGAUGGGUCUGUCGUCAAGGACUCCAGCGUGGUGCUGGAGAUCCCGGCGCUCACCACCAUCGCCUACGGUGUCAUCGAGCUGUACGUGAAGCUGGACGGCCAGUUCGAGUUUUGCCUCUUAGAGGGGGUGUGCGGCGGCUUUGAGAACGAGAGGAGGAUCGACUCCAUCUUCCUGGACCCACUGCCCUUCCGAGAGUUCUUGUCUGGAGACAUGAUGGAUGCUGGGGAGAGGCUGCCUGGCCCCAACAGACCGCUGUGCAUUUUAAAACCAGCCAGGGCGCCGCUGGAGAGGAGCUUCCAGCCCUUCGCGCAGCUGCCGGGGCCGCAGCGGGCGGCGCUGAGGGGCCUCCUGCAGGCGACGCUGUUGGACGCGGAGCUUCUCCAGGCCCUGGAGCAAGUGUGUGACGACGUGGCCAGCGGCCUGGCGCCCUCACAGGCGGUCCUGGGGGAGCUGAAGCCCCCGCAGAGGGAGAACCUCACCGUCUUCCUGCGGCUGGUAGGGUGCAGCGUGCAGGACGGACGUCCGGGCCCGGUCAGCGACCAGCAGCUCUUUUCCGCGGCCUACAUCCUGGUCAGCGCGCUCGCAGAAAUGCCAGACAAUGGAGCGGCUCUGCUGGGCACCUGCUGUGAACUCCAGAUCAUUCCUACACUGUGCCACUUGCUCGGCGCGCUGUCUGCGGGCGGCCAGGCGGACCUGGAGGACGGAGCGCUGGCUCCCCUGAGGGACGCGGAGCCGUUCGGGAUCGUGCAGCGCCUGCUCGCCACGGUCGGCGUGGCCCUGGAGCGACAGCAGUCGGCCGUCAGGGCGGUCACCUACGACGUCCCCGACCUUGACCUGUCCCCGCUCGCUCUGUACGUGAGCCUGAGCGGGCUCCGCGCGCUGGGCCCAGCACAGCAGUGA